Molecule: messenger RNA, 2765 nt
Organism: Protopterus annectens (West African lungfish)
Lineage: Eukaryota; Metazoa; Chordata; Ceratodontiformes; Protopteridae
Gene: B3GALT6
Product: beta-1,3-galactosyltransferase 6
Exons: 3
Coding region: 451-1446 (331 amino acids)
Biological process (GO): glycosaminoglycan biosynthetic process
Cellular component (GO): membrane
Molecular function (GO): UDP-galactosyltransferase activity
Source: RefSeq, a predicted model, not a curated record
UGGAGUGGUAAAGAUGUGGAGAUAUAUUAUGUGAGCGGAGUACGCUUUUGUAAUGCCAUUUCAGUACAACAUAUUCACUUCCAAUACUGACGAAACAUGACUAGCUUUCACGUGAAAGGCAUCCUGAUGGAAUAUGCUGGUAGAUAAAGUGAAGUAAAUGCCGAGGAUUAUACGUUUGUAGCGUAAGUGAAAGGAAAUAGCCAGGAACCUUGAAAAUGUUUGAUUAUUGCUUGAAGCUGAAAUGUUAAACAGGAACAGCCUUGGAGCUGAUGAUUCAUUGUGCUGCCUCACUUGUGACAGUCAAUCUUCCCUCAGAAACGAAUUGUGGAAGCAACCUUAAAAAUUAUUCAGAAAUGGAUUAAAAUCCUCCAAAACGUCAACGUUUUGAUUCGCAGCACCUACCAGCAAUAGUUCAACUUUCAGUUCACACCCCCUCCAGAACUCUGCACAAUGAACUUGCUUCGUCUUGUUUGUCGUCAUAAAACUGCUCUGGGCAUCGGCAGUAUUUCACUGUUUGCUGUGGUCCUUCUGUACCUGGCUAAGUGUACGUCAGAAACUCUGAAGUCCCCAGGAUCUGGUUUACCAUGUCAGGCAGAGAAGAGGAACUUGCAAAACACUGACAAACCCAAAGAGCACACUGCUUUUCUAGUAGUGCUGAUAACAACUGGACCAAAGUAUACAGAACGGAGGAGCAUCAUUAGAAGCACAUGGCUGUCAAAGCGCGAUCCAGAUAUUCUUUGUAGAUUUGUAGUAGGUGUGAGUGGUUUGUUACAAGAAGAUCUUCAAAAUCUUGAGCUAGAGAAUGCCAGGUACCAUGAUCUUUUACUACUGCCAGACUUGAAAGACUCUUACGAGAAUCUAACUAACAAGAUUGUUCAUAUGUACUCUUGGCUAGACUUGCAUGUUGACUUUAAGUUUGUUUUAAAAGCAGAUGAUGACACUUUUGCAAGACUGGAUGUCAUUAAAGACGAACUUCAGGUGAAGGAAUCAAAGAAGCUUUAUUGGGGAUUCUUCUCUGGCAGGGGUAGGGUCAAAUCUGGAGGGAAGUGGAAGGAGAGUACAUGGGUUCUUUGCGACUAUUACUUGCCUUAUGCUCUUGGUGGUGGUUACGUUUUGUCUGCAGACCUAGUACAUUAUGUAAGAAUUAAUAAGGACUUCUUGAAGUUCUGGCAGAAUGAGGAUGUUUCACUAGGGGCAUGGCUAGCACCAGUUGAUGUCCGUCGUGUUCAUGAUCCCCGUUUUGAUACUGAAUACAAAUCUCGUGGUUGCAACAAUAAAUACAUUGUGACCCAUAAACAGAGCAUUGAAGAUAUGCUUGAAAAACAUCAGACCCUAACAAAAGAUGGAAAACUUUGUAAGGAAGAAGUGAAACUAAGGCUUUCAUAUAUCUAUGACUGGAAUGUCCCACCAUCUCAGUGCUGCCAGAGGAAAGACGGUGUUCCUUAAUAUUUGGCUUGCCACUUAAUUACCUGUGGAGUGUAGACAGAGGGUGGAGACAUUAAUGUGCAGUGUCCCUACAAGUGGUUAAUGAAAGCACAGCUGCCAUAAUGGUGCAAGGGAAACCUGAGCUUGCUUUAUCUGUAACAAGAAGGUGCACAAGACAUCUGGAUGCACUGAACCUGCUGGUGAAGAUGAAUUAUAAAUAACUGCUUUGCUGGAACUAGAGGGCAUUUCUCUCUGAGUACAGAUAAAAUACUGCAGUUUGCUGUGUCAUUAGUGUCACAUUUGCAUCAGAUCUUAUUCUGGGAAAACUGUUUUACUUGCACAAGAUUAAAACAUAAAACUAGCUUGGAAACUCUUCAUGUCUAAUUUAUUAUGGAUUCUUCUGACGAGCUGUGCAAUGAAUUCAUGGAGCAAGCAAACUUUGAGACUUUGUCUACGCCAUUUUUUUCUGCACUUUUUAUACAGCAGUGAUGCAUUUUGGAAAAUGUAUUCUGUAAACUGGAAUUUUAUGAACUUACCUGCUUAAAUGACAAGAUAAGUUUGCAGAAAUGUACUUUUCUUUAGUACUGCAUUGAAAUCCUGUCCUGCUUCCUGGUCUUUAAAUGUCAUGCAUAUAGACAGUAGCUAACACUGCUAAAGUUUGUUACUGAAUUGUAGUUAAAUCCAGCACUCUUCAUUUUAUGUCCUUACUUAUUGGCUUAAUUCAUUGAGUAAAUUUUUAAUGCAUAAACAUCACUAAAGGUUUUAUACAAAUAGCAGACUGCUUUACUGCAUAGAAACAAAACUACAGAAAUGUGUGAGGGGCUAUAUUUCCCAUGUAAAAAAUACUGUUGUGCCAGAAACUGCAGUAGCUAUAGGGAAAUGUUGUUCCUCAGUAGGUUGGCUGUUUAACUGUACUUUUGAUUCUGUUUUUACUGACCAUCAUAUUUGGCAGAACACUGUUCUGUUAAUAGUUCUCUUUAGGGAAAAAAGACCUAUUUAAAAUGCUUGAAUUGGGAAAGCUGUGAACUGCAUUUUGAAUAUAUUUAUAUGCUGGAAAGAUGAUACAAGUUCAUUUAGUUCUGUAUAUAUUUAUAUAUAUGUAUAUUUGGUGUCCUUCGUGUUGUGCAGUAAAUAGCUAAUGUAUGUAUUAUACAAAUAUUGUUUUAUAAGGUUCAUGUCCAUUAGCUUUGGGGUAUUUUUAUUAAUUUUUAAGUUAUAAUUAAGGCAGCUGCUUGGCAUAAUAGUACUGUACAAACUUGAUGAAAUAGUAUUUAUGAAAAAAAGUUUAAAAGCAAUGGCACAAAAACAGCAUUUUAAUAAAAAAAAAAGAAAAACACUCA